AUGAAAUAUGAAGCUGAUCGAAUUUUGACUUUAGAUUGUGAUGAUGCUGUUGAAAAACUUCAUAAACUUAAUUUAAGUAAAGUACAAGAACGAGAAAUAAUUCAUGUUACAGUUCAUUGUUGUUUACAUGAAAAAACUUAUAAUCCAUAUUAUACAUUAAUUUUACAACGAUUUUGUGGAUAUGAUCGUCGUUUUCAAAUAUCUUUACAAUAUCAUACAUGGGAUAGAUUUAAAGAUCUUUCAUUACUUAAUAAACAACAAUUAGUAAAUUUUAGUUCUGCACUUUCUCAAUUAUUAAUAUCAAAAUCAUUAACAAUCAAUAUAUUUAAAAAUUUCAAUUUCAUCGAAUUAACAUCAUCAGCACGAACAUUUCUGGUUGAAUUGUUUGUUAAAUUAUUCAAUGAAAUUGAUGAUGUAUCAUUAAAAAAUAUUUUUCAAUUUUCAUCAACACAAAAUUAUAAAUUUGUUAAAGAUGCUCUUAGAUUAUUUCUUUCUCAUUUCAUUUUAAAAAAAUCAAAUCAUUCAGAAUUAGUUCAUCGUCGUUGUCAGAUUGCUUUUGAUCAGUUGUCAAUUGAAUAA
Molecule: messenger RNA, 579 nt
Organism: Rotaria sordida
Lineage: Eukaryota; Metazoa; Rotifera; Eurotatoria; Philodinida; Philodinidae
Source: the annotation of a GenBank genome assembly